Messenger RNA from Empidonax traillii (willow flycatcher), 1036 nucleotides. RefSeq names its product apoptogenic 1, mitochondrial (gene APOPT1). Gene Ontology annotation, cellular component: mitochondrion. Bases 16 to 495 code for a protein of 159 amino acids. Gene Ontology annotation, biological process: intrinsic apoptotic signaling pathway. The transcript is spliced from 5 exons. The record is from RefSeq and is a predicted model, not a curated record. NCBI's taxonomy places the organism in Eukaryota, Metazoa, Chordata, Aves, Passeriformes, Tyrannidae.
UGUGUGAUCACAUGGAUGCAGGAACGACACGGGGCUUUGGGCCCGGGUUUCAGCCCCCCCGUGCACUCCCACAACGACUGGAUCGGGCCCCCGGACAAGCAUUCCAACCUGCGCCCCAUCAUCUUCUACGUGCCCCCCGAGGAGUCGCCCCUGGAGCGGCGGCUGCGGGAGGCCCGGCAGGAGGCCCAGGCCUGCAACCAGCGGUUCUGGGCACGGCACAACUGCGCCUUCCGACAGGAAAAAGAAGAAUUUAUUUAUUCAAGACUGAAAGCCAAGGGUCUGGAAAUGAGAGAUGAAACAGGUCAAAAAGCAACACUGAAUGCAGAAGAAAUGGCUGACUUUUACAAGGAGUUUCUAAGUAAAAAUUUCAAAAAACAUAUGCAGUAUAACAGGUGGCCAGCUAUGCCCUUUUCAACACUUGUAUCUUCAUCCACUUGCAAACAAAUCUUACCCAUUGCACAGCACUGUCAGGAGUUAUUCUGGAUAGCUUGGUGAUCAGCUUUACUUUUGUAACAUGAGAUAGGGUUUUAACUACUUUAUCUCACCUGAUUUCAAAUACAGUUAGAACCCUGUAGUCUGCUUGUGGAUGUGGGUAUACAUAUAGACUUUUUCAUAGGUAAUUUUAUAAGGCAGGAAAAGUUUUACCACAAAGAACAGAAAAUGCAGGUUAUCACUGAAUUGUCAUUUGUCAAUGCCAAAGGAUAUUUUAAUAUAAUUGUGUACCUUUUUCCUAUUCUUGUUCUGUGUGCUGAUUAUUUUCUUGGCUUUGGAAUCCUAGAGAGUGGUAUAAACGUAAUUUUACGAUCACAUUCCUCAUGGGACAAGUAGCACUGGCAAGAGCUCUGAGGUGGCUUCGUUGGAAAAAGAAAAAUGUAGAACAUUAAUCACAGCUCCGUGAAGAAUGCAACACUAGCUAGGCCUGGCAUAAACUUGUUGUUUAUAGUGAUGUUCAGAAUCUGAAUGACUGAUGUAAUAAUUGCUCGAGUCUGUUUGUUAAACUAUGUAAAUAAAAGUCAGUAUUGGUCUUAAUUUAUAA